AUGCAAACAAUAAAAUGUGUUGUUGUCGGUGAUGGUGCUGUUGGCAAGUCAGAACCUAAUUCCAAAACGGGUAGUGUCGUUCUUUUCGAGAAUAGCGCUUACGAUUUAUUACCUCCGUCGAUCGAAAUUACGUGUCUUCUAAUCUCUUACACAACCAAUAAAUUUCCGUCUGAAUACGUUCCUACAGUUUUCGACAAUUAUGCCGUUACAGUUAUGAUUGGCGAUGAACCGUAUACAUUGGGUUUGUUUGACACUGCUGGCCAAGAGGAUUACGAUCGUCUCCGUCCUCUUUCGUAUCCUCAAACAGACGUCUUUUUGGUCUGUUUUUCUGUAACCUCACCAGCUUCUUUCGAAAAUGUCAAAGAAAAAUGGUUCCCUGAGGUUCAUCACCAUUGCCCAGGAAUUCCAUGCCUGAUUGUCGGUACUCAAAUAGAUUUGCGGGAUGAUCCAUCAGUAGUUGAAAAGCUAUCACGACAAAAGAUGAGACCCGUCACUUCAGAGCAAGGCGAAAGACUCGCUCGAGAAUUGGGUGCUGUUAAAUAUGUAGAGUGUUCAGCUUUGACUCAAAAAGGUUUGAAGAAUGUUUUUGACGAGGCUAUUGUUGCAGCCUUGGAACCACCAGUUACUAAGAAAACUCGUAAAUGUAUUGUGCUGUAG
Molecule: messenger RNA, 657 nt
Organism: Scutellospora calospora
Lineage: Eukaryota; Fungi; Glomeromycota; Glomeromycetes; Diversisporales; Gigasporaceae
Source: the annotation of a GenBank genome assembly